AUGGGUGUAAUGGGUAUGUAUGCGGUUGGGGUCCAAGUGCGGUGCCCCCAGGACAGGCUGGUUUCGAUGAAGACCCACUACGCGGCUCUGGAAGAGGUCCUGCACCACCUGUCGGCAGACAAGGCCAGGCACAAGAGAGAGGAGGCCGUCGACAGCAUGCCCGCGCACCUCAGACGAUCGCUUCCGAGCGGCCUAGCAGAGGCAAGAAGAGGACUCAACUUUUGCGUUCUCCCGUCGCGGCUAGAAACGGUGUUCGCUAUUCUUGAAGAUGGGAUGCCCGGGGGACGCCUAGAAACCAGAGGAGAGAGUGUCCACGGGUUAUCAGCGCGCCAGCAGGAAGCGGCUACAGCUCCAUCCCUGAGUUUUGAUGAAGACAGCAUAGCUGUGUGGCCGACCACGCCUCCAAGACGCCGUUUACAGACUGGGGCGAAGUUUCCCCCCCUCCAGCUGACCGUGAGUCCGAUCCGGUGUGCCUCAAGCGUCGGGGAUGUGGCGACGCUGGACGAAGACGAGAUCGGUCUAAGGAGAGACAAGCAGAAAUCCAGGCCGAGGAGGAGGGCCAGAGAGUGGUGGAAUGCCGCGGGCAGCAUCGACGAUGGUGAACGGGCAGGCACGGGUCGCCAUCGUCCAGACCCUUGUCGAGGCCAUCCCGGCGGUGGUGGCUCGCGUGACUGGCGAUCAGUGACCGUCUGCGACACAGACGCGCGCGUGGACCGAAGACGGAGCGCGUGGUCAUCCGCUGUGUCUGGAGUGUCGGUGUCACCAUCGCGGUCGACGCCAUUCGCAUCCCCUCCGCCAUUACGGCGGGUGGUUGUCAAGAAGUAG
Molecule: messenger RNA, 825 nt
Organism: Ectocarpus sp. CCAP 1310/34
Lineage: Eukaryota; Phaeophyceae; Ectocarpales; Ectocarpaceae
Source: the annotation of a GenBank genome assembly